UCCUUUGCACUACACAAGUACAAUCAACCAACAAACAGCUGACCAACGGCAGCAACUUUCAAAAAGGCUAUUGAAAACGAAGAUUUCAUUAUUGUCUCUUUAGAAUGAAAUGCCUGUUGGUAUUCGAUUAUUCGAAUGAUGUUAUUUAUACUAAGUACAAUAAAAAAUUCGCUUCACACAUUAACGAUUUGGCGAAGUUGCAGGGAUUAACAUCAGAACAGAAUAAAAAUGCAAAGAUUAGUUCUAACAUUAUCGUGCAAAUAUUUUCCCCGAUUGUCACCUCGCAGCGUAUUAUGAGUUGUCAAUUUGGCAAUUCGUACACUUCCAUUCAAUGUGACAAUGGUUUGAAUAUGGCAUUUGAAGAAUUUAUGGGAUAUCUAUUUGUGAGCAUCGGACAGGAAGAUGUCGCUGCUAUGAAGAGAUUUCUUAGUGUAUGUGUCACUAUUGUCCGGUAUUUAUGUGGACCUGAUGUUGUUAUGUUGAAAUCAAAUAAACAAAUAGCUUCGAUUGUAACAUCCGUAAUCGAUAGUUGGAUAUAUUUGCACAAUACCGAACAAUUGAUGUUAAUAGAAGCAAUAGAACAGCUAAUGAUCAAUUCUGAUCUCAGUUCAUCAGCUUUGAAUACACUACAAGAAGCUGUAGAUAGGCUACAGGCUGUAAUAGAACGCCCCAAGGUCCACGCUUUAAUUUUAGUUCAGAAUAAAUUUUUAGGCUUAUAUUCCAGCCGAACAGCAACGUCCUUGUCUUCAACUGAUAUAUUAUUUUUUAUCUUGCUGUGUAACGUCAACAAUUUAAAAAAUGUCUCAAAUGAGACUGAUACAGAAACAGAUAGCGAAGAAGAAUUUUACAGCCCUCAAUCGAGUCCGGUACACGCUUCUGAAACGCAACUAAAAAGUGGGAAAAUUUGUAACUACCAAGUGAUGCUAGCCGGAAAUGAUUUCGUUCCUAAGUGCGUGCCGCACGUGAUCUACAUCAGUACAAUAGAAGAAGGUGUUGAUUUACUGUUAAUAAUUGAAGUUGGGAACGCCUUGAUCUCGUCUGGUCUGUACGAUACAUUUUUUCACUUGAAUGCAAUACAAACUGCACAAAUUCAGAGAGAUAUAGAAACACUCAAACCUGCUUUUGAUAACCUAGACACUGCCAUUAAAAAACUUACAGACGGUCUGAAAAAAGUCAAAAACAGCACCUUCGAAUUGAGUUACAAGCAACUUUCCAAGCAGUGGGAUUAUAUGCGGAAAAAAUAUUUAGAAUUUAUCAAAGCGAAUUGUUCCGAUGCUCUGCUGAGAGCCGAAUCAGCGACGAUGAAUUUUUUAGACAUUUUGAAAGAACUACUGAAUUUAACAGCCUUUGACAAUUCUGUGCUCAAUGCAAGUCAGGUUUGCGUGAAGGAAAUUGUAAAUAUGGUUCAGGAGAAAUUGGAGAGCUUUAAUGAAUUUUUUAGAGCGAAGGCACUUCGGAAUUUUACUUUGGGAUCUAGAGAUUCCCUAACCAUCAAUAAGUAUCUUGAGGAAUUUCCUGGAUUGGUUCACUUUAUAUAUGUCGAUAGAACAACUCACAGAGUGACUACUCCGACCUUAGAUUUCACUUCGUCAGAAACGGUCAAUCUGACUAAGAAAAAGAUUUGGUCGAUGAUUCAUUUUUCUCGUAACCAUUUGCAAGAAGGUCACCUGUCACUUAUGUGGAAAGAUACAACUUUUAAUUAUGCUUACUUUUUAUGGUUUGAGGAUACAUCCGGUACAGCUUUAAAACCAACUAUCUUUCCUACAAAUGCAUCGAAAGCAUUACCGCAACCUGGAAUAUUAUGUGGCGAUUUUUAUCAAAAAUUGAAGGAAGCGUGUUUUCCAAAAAUGUCUCCCACAAAAGUGAGAUGUUAUGAAUUGUUUUGUAUUCAUUUAGGAUUAGCCACCGCAUCGUGUGUAUUGGAACACACAAGGCGAUUGGCAGCUACCAUAUGGGAACUUCGAGGACACCCCAAUCAUCCAAUUGAUCUUUUGUAAUUUUAUAUGUAAGCAUUAUUGAUUGGGUAUUACACAUAGGUAUAUAAGUGUUAUAAAGCAUUGCCAUCGUAUUUAUGUAUUUAUAUCAUUCAAAAUAUGUUGUAGGGCAUAUCAUUAUUUAUAUUAUUUAGAUUUUAAUAACAUGAAAUCUGUGUAUAUAAUUCAGUAUUUGUAUGUCAUUAAAAUAUAAGGGCAAAAUUGAUCGAAAAGAA
Messenger RNA from Photinus pyralis (common eastern firefly), 2209 nucleotides. It is a transcript of the gene HPS1, whose product is annotated as Hermansky-Pudlak syndrome 1 protein homolog. Gene Ontology annotation, molecular function: guanyl-nucleotide exchange factor activity. NCBI's taxonomy places the organism in Eukaryota, Metazoa, Arthropoda, Insecta, Coleoptera, Lampyridae. Gene Ontology annotation, biological process: vesicle-mediated transport. Gene Ontology annotation, cellular component: BLOC-3 complex. Bases 105 to 1997 code for a protein of 630 amino acids. The record is from RefSeq and is a predicted model, not a curated record. The transcript has 8 exons.